This is a messenger RNA of Sciurus carolinensis (gray squirrel), 6996 nucleotides long. It is a transcript of the gene Gtf3c1, whose product is annotated as general transcription factor IIIC subunit 1. Gene Ontology annotation, cellular component: transcription factor TFIIIC complex. The coding region runs from base 37 to 6462 and encodes 2141 amino acids. The transcript is spliced from 38 exons. The record is from RefSeq and is a predicted model, not a curated record. NCBI's taxonomy places the organism in Eukaryota, Metazoa, Chordata, Mammalia, Rodentia, Sciuridae. Gene Ontology annotation, molecular function: DNA binding. Gene Ontology annotation, biological process: 5S class rRNA transcription by RNA polymerase III; transcription initiation at RNA polymerase III promoter.
GCGCAGGCGCUCUGGGCGCCGCCGAUUCAAGCAGCCAUGGACGCUUUGGAGUCCUUGUUGGACGAAGUGGCCCUAGAGGGGCUCGAUGGCUUGUGUCUGCCCGCACUAUGGAGCCGUCUGGAGUCCCGAGUGCCUCCCUUCCCGCUGCCGUUGGAGCCCUACACGCAGGAGUUCCUGUGGCGGGCCCUUGCCACGCACCCGGGCAUCAGCUUCUACGAGGAGCCUCGGGAGCGACCCGACCUCCAGCUCCAGGACCGGUAUGAAGAAAUUGAUUUGGAAACUGGAAUUUUGGAGUCCAGGAGGGAUCCGGUCCCUUUGGAGGAUGUCUACCCCAUUCAUAUGAUCUUGGAGAAUAAAGAUGGCAUCCAGGGUUCAUGUCGGUACUUUAAGGAGAGGAAAAACAUUACCAAUAAUAUCAGAACCAAGUCUUUGCAGCCUCGUUGUACGAUGGUGGAAGCCUUUGACAGGUGGGGCAAGAAGCUGAUCAUCGUUGCCUCCCAGGCCAUGCGCUACAGGGCCUUGAUCGGUGCGGAGGGCGACCCUGACCUGAAGCUCCCUGACUUCUCCUACUGCAUCCUGGAGCGAUUAGGCCGGUCCCGAUGGCAAGGGGAGCUGCAGCGAGACCUUCACAGCACCGCUUUCAAGGUUGAUGCUGGGAAGCUUCAUUAUCAUAGGAAGAUUUUGAAUAAAAAUGGGCUCAUUACGAUGCAGUCCCAUGUGAUCCGAUUACCCACGGGAGCCCAGCAACACUCAAUCCUCCUCCUCCUGAACCGGUUUCAUGUGGACAGGAGGAGCAAAUACGACAUCCUCAUGGAGAAGCUGUCAAUGAUGCUGAGCACGCGGAGCAAGCAGAUAGAGACGCUGGGCAAGCUGCGGGAGGAGCUGGGGCUGUGCGAGCGGACCUUCAAGCGCCUCUACCAGUACAUGCUGAACGCCGGGCUGGCCAAGGUGGUGUCUCUCCCCUUACAAGAGAUUCACCCUGAGUGUGGACCCUGCAAGACCAAGAAAGGGACCGAUGUCAUGGUUCGCUGCCUCAAACUGCUGAAGGAGUUUAAGCGGAAGGUGGAAGAUGACCAUGAUGACGACGAGGACGAGGAGGUCCUCUCCAAGGGGCUGCCUCCGGUGGACAUCGUGUUCGAGCGGGACAUGCUCACGCAGACCUACGAGCUCAUCGAGCGCAGAGGCACGAAAGGAAUCUCCCAAGCCGAGAUCCGAGUGGCCAUGAACGUGGGAAAACUGGAGGCGAGGAUGCUGUGCCGGCUUCUUCAGAGGUUCAAGGUUGUCAAGGGCUUCAUGGAAGACGAGGGCCGGCAGCGGACAACCAAGUACAUCUCCUGCGUGUUUGCGGAGGAGAGUGACCUCAGCCGGCAGUAUGCUCGGGAGAAGGCCCGCAGCGAGCUCCUGACCACCGUGAGCCUGGCCUCGGUGCCGGAGGAGACGCUUCUGCCCGAGGGCGAGGACACCUUCCUCUCCGAGUCGGACAGCGAGGAGGAGAGCAGCCGCCGCAGCAAGCGCAGGGGCAGGGGCGCCCAGGGCCACCUGAGGUCUGCUGUGGAUGCGGGGCCCGGCAGCCAGCCUCGCCACUCCACGCCAACCAAGGGUGGGUGGAAAGUCCUAAACCUGCACCCGUUGAAGAAGCAGCCGUCUUCCUCCGCGGGAGCGGCCGAGGAGAGGGCCAGCCGGGGCUCCGUGGGCAGGGACGGCCUCCUGGACACCAGCAGCAACUCGGACUUGAACGUGUCCUUUGGCUCCCACUGUGUGGAGAGUAACAAUGGGGACAUCGCCGUGAUCGAGGAGGUCCGGCUGGACAACCCCAAGGAGAGCAGCAGUUCCCAGAGGACCGGCAAGCACGGCCCAAGCCAGGACAAGCCGCACAAGACCUACCGACUCCUGAAGCGCAGGAAUCUGAUCAUAGAGGCCGUCACCAACCUCCGGCUCAUCGAGAGCCUGUUCACGAUACAGAAGAUGAUCAUGGAUCAGGAGAAGCAGGAGGGCGUGCCCACCAAGUGCUGCAAGAAGUCCAUCGUGCGCUUGGUGCGGAACCUGUCGGAGGAGGGCCUCCUGAGGCUGUACCGCACCACCGUCAUCCAGGACGGCAUCAAGAAGAAGGUGGACCUGGUUGUGCACCCGUCCAUGGACCAGAACGACCCUCUGGUGAGAAGUGCCAUCGAGCAGGUUCGCUUCCGGAUUUCCAAUUCAAGCACCGCCAACAGGGUUAGAGUCCCCCAGCCUCCAGCACCUCCAGAGGAGGCAGAGGAAGAGAGUCAAGGGAAGGAGGGCCCAAGCGAAUCUGGAGACUCUGACCUGAAUAUUUCCUCUAAGCCGGACAACACACGGGUGAAAAAGACCGAAGAGAAAAUGGGCAUAACGCCACUGAAAAAUUACCACCCAGUCGUAGUUCCCGGACUUGGGCGCUCCCUGGGGUUCCUGCCCAAAAUGCCCCGCCUGCGGGUGGUCCACAUGUUUCUGUGGUACCUGAUCUACGGCCACCCGGCCAGCAACACAGUGGAGAAGCCGGGCGUCGGCGGUGAGAGGAGAAAGCCGGAGCCCGGCAGGGCAGGCGCCCGGCACCCCUCAGGAAGUGACCUGGAGGCCUCCGAAGGCCCAGCCAAGGACAGCCACGACAGCGUCUCCUGGGAGGCCGAAGUGGAGCUGUCCACGGAGGCAGUGUACGUGGACGAGGCCUCCUGGACGCGCUACAUCCCCCCCAUCCCCGUCCACCGCGAUUUCGGCUUCGGCUGGGCUCUGGUCAGCGACAUCCUCCUCUGCCUGCCUCUCUCCCUCUUCGUCCAGAUUGUGCAAGUCAGCUACAAGGUGGACAACCUCGAGGAGUUUCUCAGCGACCCUCUGAAGAAGCACACGCUGAUCCGCUUCCUCCCCAGGCCCAUCCGCCAGCAGCUCCUGUACAAGAGGCGCUACAUUUUCUCGGUGAUCGAGAACCUCCAGCGGCUGUGCUACAUGGGGCUGCUGCAGUUUGGUCCUACGGAGAAGUUUCAGGAUAAAGACCAGGUCUUCAUCUUCUUGAAGAGGAACGCGGUCAUCAUCGACACCACCAUCUGCGACCCCCACUACAACCUGGCCCACAGCACCCGGCCCUUCGAAAGGCGGCUGUACGUCCUGAACUCCAUGCAGGACGUGGAGAACUACUGGUUUGACCUGCAGUGCGUCUGCCUCAACACCCCGCUAGGCGUGGUGCGCUGCCCGUGCGUCCAGAAGAGCAGCCCAGACCAGGGCGGCAGCAAGGAGGGCAGCCUGCAGAAGGAGCAGGAGAGCGCCAUCGACAAGCACAACCUGGAGCGCAAGUGCGCCAUGCUGGAGUACACCACGGGGAGCCGGGAGGUGGUGGACGAAGGCCUGAUUCCUGGAGACGGGCUGGGGGCGGCCGGGCUGGACUCCAGCUUCUACGCACACCUGAAGCGCAACUGGAUCUGGACCAGCUACAUCAUCAACAAGGCCAGAAAGGAGAACGCCAACGCGGAGAACGGGCUCACGGUGAGGCUGCAGACCUUUCUGUCCAAGCGCCCGUUGCCACUCGGUGCUGCAGGCGGCGGGCGGUUGGCUCUCUGGGGAGAAGCAAAGGCAGGUGCCGAGCUGUGUGCCGACCGGGAGGAGCAGUUCGAGGUGGACCGCGAGCCCACGCUGGGCAGGAGCCGCAGGGUCAGGGGCGGCAGAAGCCAGAAGCGGAAACGGCUGAAGAAGGAGCCUGGAAAGAAGAUCAAGAGGAGGAAGAAAGGAGGCCCUCUUCCCCCGUGUCCAGGAGAGGCCACAGGAGAAGGGAGCAGGCGGCCGCGCUACCACGACGAGGCGGACCGGAGCGCCCUGCGGCGGAUGACGCGGCUGCGCGUGUCCUGGUCCCUGCAGGAGGACGGGCUGCUCAUGCUCUGCCGCAUCGCCAGCAACGUCCUCAAUGCCAAGGUGAAGGGCCCGUUUGUGCCCUGGCAGGUCGUGCGGGACAUUUUACACGCCACCUUCGAGGAAUCUCUGGAUAAGACGUCACACUCGGUGGGACGCAGAGCUCGCUACAUCGUCAAGAACCCCCAGGCCCACCUGAACUACAAGGUCUGCCUGGCCGAGGUGUACCAGGACAAAGCGCUCGUCGGGGACUUCAUGAACCGAAAGCGUGACUACGAAGACCCUAAGGUUUGUGCCCAGGAGUUUAAGGAAUUUGUGGAGAAGCUCAAAGAGAAGUUCAGCUCGGCCCUCAGGAAUCCUAACCUGGAAAUUCCGGACACGCUGCAGGAGCUGUUUGCCAGAUACCGAGUCUUGGCGAUUGGCGACGAGAGAGACCAGGUCACCAGAGAAGACGAGCUUAACAGCGUGGACGACAUCCACUUCCUGGUGCUGCAGAACCUGAUCCAGAGCACGCUGUCCCUCUCCAACAGCCAGAUGAAGUCCUGUCAGUCCUUCCAGACCUUCCGCCUCUACCGCGAGUACAGGGAGCACGUGCUGGUGCGGGCCUUUGUGGAGUGCCAGAAGCGCAGCCUGGUCAACCGGCGCCGGGUCAGCCACACGCUGGGCCCCAAGAAGAACCGCGCUCUGCCCUUCGUGCCCAUGUCCUACCAGCUGUCCCAGUCCUACUACAGGCUCUUCACCUGGCGCUUCCCCAGCACCGUCUGCACGGAGUCCUUCCAGUACUACAGCAGGAUCCAGGCUGCCGGCAAGCAGGACCGGCCCGACCGCUUUUCCUUCAAAGACCAGGACGGGAGCGACCCCCCAAGCGACCUGGUGGCGUUUUCUCUAGACGGCCCUGGGGGACACUGCGUGACCGCCCUGACCCUCUUCUCCCUGGGUCUGGUGUCCGUGGACGUCAGGAUCCCGGAGCAGAUCGUGGUGGUGGACAGCUCCGUGGUGGAGAGCGAGGUCAUGAAGAGGGGCUCUGGUGCCUCCAGAGGAGAGCGUAGGAAGCAUGGCGGGGAGGACGCUGGCCCCAGGCCCUGGGGCUGCCAGUGUGAGCUGGGCCUUCAGGGGAGCCUAGGGAAGGACGGGGGCUUGGAUGACGACGAGGACGAGGAGGAAGACCUGGACGAAGGCUCGGGAGGCAAGCGCCAGGGCGUGGAGGUGAAGGCCCACCAGGCCUCCCACGCCAAGUACCUGCUCAUGCGGGGCUACUGCGCGCCCAGCAGCAUCAGCACCCGCAACCUCAACCCCAACGACAGCGUGGUGGUCAACUCCUGCCAGGUCAGGUUCCGGCUCCGCUGCACCCCUGAGGCCACCCGGCUGGGGCCUGUUGCCACGCCCCUGGAAGAGCUCUCGGUGGGACUCCCCUGCCUCCCCGCCACCUUCACCAGGCUGAUCCAGCCCCCUGGGGACGCCGGCGGCCUGGAGGCCUUUGCCCACCAGGCAGAGCUGUCUGGCUACAGCCCCGAAGACCUGGCCGCCGCGCUGGAGGUCCAGCAGGCCGUCGCCGCCUCCGGCUGCUUCGGGGUGGACAGGGAGAGGCUGGGCCGGCGGUUCUCGGCCUUGGAGCAGGCCACGGGGUCACGCACCAGGACCUUCACGGACUACGUCCAGGACCUCCUGGCGCAGCAGCAGCUGCUGGAAGUGGGCGGCAACACUGUCCGCCUGGUGACCAUGGCCUCCGCCCGGCCCUGGCUCCUGCACUCGGUGCGGCUGAAAGACCCGGAGGAGGCUGAGGCCCCAGAGGACGCGCAGGCCAGGCCCCCGGAGGGCGCCAGCCAGGAUGGCAGCCCCCAGGGCACCAAGCGGCCAGCCCACUGGGCCAGUCAGAGCAGCGACGCUGACGCCGAGGGCGCCCAGAAGCCCCCUGCAAAGAGGCCCACACUGCAGGACGUGCGCGUGGCCCCCAGCCCCAGGCCCGGGGCAGAAGGCCAGGCCGUGACUUUGCCCCCAGCACCUGAAGACACGGGUGCAGGGGGACCUGGGCAGGAGGACCAAGAAGGUGUCGGUGGCCCCAGCGUCCCCUGCCAAGAGCAGCUGAGCUGUCAGGCCCCGCUCGCAGGGGGCUCCGAAGACCCUAGAGGGCUCACGGAGAGCUACGCGGCGGGCGUCCUCUCCCAGGCGGCGCAGGAAAGGGACCUCGGUGACCAGGCUGUCCCCCCACACAGGGACUGUGAGAACAUCUGCUUCGUGGGCCGCCCGUGGCGCGGCGUGGACGGCCACCUGAACGUGCCGGUGUGCAAGGGCAUGCUGGAGGCCGUGCUCUACCACAUCAUGAGCCGGCCCGGCGUGCCGGAGCGCUGCCUGCUGCAGCACUACCAGGGCGUCCUGCAGCCCGUGGCCGUGCGGGAGCUGCUCCAGGGCCUGGAGUUCCUCGGUUGCAUCCGACGGCGCCUGCUGAGGAAGCCCGCGGCCACCUCGCUCUUCUCCAGGCCGGUGGUGGAAGAGGCGGAGGUGCCCGGCGAGCACACCACGGCCUUCUACGAGCCCACGCUGGACUGCACCAUCCGGCUGGGCCGCGUGUUCCCGCACGAGGUCAACUGGAACAAGUGGAUCCACCUGUAGCGCGCCCUGCCCCUGUCUUGGGGCCCGGGAGACCCCGUGGUGCUCAGCUCGUGGCCUGGGCCGCCUUGGGCCGCCUUGGGCCGCCCUGGAGCCGGGGAGAGGGACCCACUGCCCGCCUGCCAGGCGUCCCUCCCAGCCUCCCGGGAGUGUGCUUCCUCACACUGCGGCCGUGCAUCUGGGAUGCGGGGGAGUAGCUCCAGGCCACUUGGGUCCCCUCUGCUCCCUGCCCCCCCCGUGUUCCCGCUGCUGCCGGCUGUGCAGGUGGUGAGCUCGGGAGGCCCGCAGGACUGGACCCCUCCCAGGCCCAGAGCUGGUCAGGCCAGCCUGGGAGCUGGGCUGCUGGCACCCCCUGCCGUGCCCAGCGCCACCGAGAUGAGGGACCUCUCCAGACAGGACACCCAGCCUGGGCACUGCCAGCUGCAGGCUGGACGGGAGGUGUCCCUGUAGGACUUGGCUUUGAUUUUUUUCUUUCAUCCUCUUUUCUCAUUUAAAAACAAGUCCCCCUGGCAUGUAUUUAUUAUUUUUUUUUUUUUU